This is a messenger RNA of Oreochromis aureus, 636 nucleotides long. RefSeq lists its product as uncharacterized. The record is from RefSeq and is a predicted model, not a curated record. Gene Ontology annotation, biological process: response to bacterium. The transcript has 5 exons. NCBI's taxonomy places the organism in Eukaryota, Metazoa, Chordata, Actinopteri, Cichliformes, Cichlidae. Bases 1 to 636 code for a protein of 211 amino acids.
AUGAUGAACUUUACCUUGAUGCUACUUUUGCCCUGCAUCUUUAGUUGGAUCUCAUCCUCAGUUGCACAGUUUUACACUGUGGAGGUUCAGCCUGAUGAAGAAGUCACAGUGAAGUGCUCUAAUUUCAGCAGAUUUCACUCCCGCAUAUUUUGGUUUAAAAUGACCAGCAGUCCCAACAUCAGUUGCAUCUCGUCUAUGUUAACCUCUGAAAAUGUUUUUUCCUGUGAUGGAAAAAAAAUUUGCUUGUCAUCCAACACCUCUGUGCUAUUUCUCAAGAUCAAACAAGUGAAUUCAUCUGACUCUGGGCUGUAUUUCUGUGGAGAGAAACUCAAUGACAAACUAGUAAUUGUAACCGGAACAUAUUUAAAGGUUCAAGAAUUAUCUGAUGGAUUAACAGAUCCGUUAAGUAUUAUCCUGAGUGGGCUAACUGUUUUCCUUCUGCUGGUCAUCAUUGUUCUGCUUGUCAAAAUCAGGAAACUCUCUUUUAGCUCAAAUGAUGAAAAAAAUCCACAACACAGUGAGAAUGUGACCUCUGAUGCCAUGAAUUAUGCAGCUCUGAGUUUGAGACUACAGAAGGCCUGCACCACCAAGAGAGCUGGAUACGAAUGUGGUGUAUGCUACUACAAGAUAGACUGA